AUGGGAGAAAAGCUCACGAAAGACCUUCUCACACCGGUAGAAGACUCUCCCGGUCGUUCCUCAGGUCAACAAGACACCCACGAUGCGAUCUCCAUCGAUCGGAUCUCCGCCACGAAUGGCGCUAGACCACUCGAUCCUGCCUCAGAAGAGUACAAACUCAUGGAGAAAAAGCUGAUCUGGAAGGUGUUGGGAAGCGUUUACAAACCUUCCUUCGCCAUCAAAGAUGAUCGCAACUCCAUCACCGCUGCUCGAGACAACGGUCUGGUUCGAGACCUGAACCUUCUCGACACAGAAUACCAAACCGCUCUCUCGAUCCUCUAUGUCGGUUACAUUACUUUCCAGAUCCCGUCGAACAUGAUGAUGACAAAGCUGGGCCGACCGUCUCUGUACAUUGCAAGCUUCGUCGUUGUAUGGGGGAUCGUUUCUGGAUGCACCGCUGCUGCUACUGGAUAUCACUCGCUGCUUGCUAUCAGGGUUUGCCUUGGUAUAGUAGAAGCGGCCUUCUUUCCAGCCGCAUUGGCGCUACUUUCUUUCUUCUAUCGCAAAGAAGAGAUGGCAACGAGGACAGCAUUGCUCUUUUCCGGAAGUAUCAUCAGCAAUGCUUUUAGCGGGUUGAUUUCGGCGGCAAUCUUGAAAGGAAUGCAGGAUAAAGCAGGACUGCCGGCGUGGAAAUGGCUCUUUAUUCUGGAGGGAAUCGUUACGGUUGUGAUUGGAGUUUGCGCUGUGUUUAUUCUUCCUGACAUGCCCGGCAACUCCAAGUUUUUGAGCCCGGAGGAGAGGCAGAUGGCGGUCAACCGUCUUUGCCUUGAUGCAGGUACAAGUCUCUCGCCCAAUGACGAAGAAGGAACAGCAGUACAAGGAUUCAUCAUGGCAGUAAAAGACAUCAAAGUUUGGCUCCUUGCCUUUAUGCUUACCGCCGUCACCGUCGGGGUUGGCUUUAACCAGUUCUUCCCCACCAUCGUCGGUUCUCUGGGCUACUCCAAAACGGUAACCCUGCUUCUGACGGCACCUAUCUGGUUCUUCGCCUUCCUUGCAUGUCUCGCAAACGGUCUCCACUCCGACCGAACACAAGAACGAAGCCUGCAUAUCAUCAUCCCUCUUGUUUUCGGCAUUGUUGGUUUUAUCAUUGCGUCGACUACCACCGGGUUGGGCCCUCGCUUCUUCGCGUUGUUCAUCCAAGCUUCUUCCUAUGCUGGCUACACUUGCGUUCUCGGUUGGAUCGCUCCUUCGAUCCCCACUCCCAAAUAUAAAAAGGCAGUAGCCCUGGCACUGAUUAAUGCUUUCUCGCAGCUCGGAAAUAUUAGCGCCAGUUACGUUUGGCCAAAGAAAUGGGGUCCUAAGUACUGGCAGAGUAAUACGAUCAGCGCGGCCAUGUUCGUAGCAUGUAUCGCACUCGUCCUGUUGCAUAGGACAAUGUUGAGUAUGGAGAAUAAGGAGUUGGAUAGGAUCAAGGCUGACCUGCUGGCCAACGGUGGCAGUGGGGGGCUGCAGAAGGAGGUAUUGGAGGGCAAGGCAGUCGAUGCGAAAUCGAAGAAAGCGCAGACGCGGAUUGCGAUGGCUAAGAGUUCUUUCCGAUACAUGCUAUAA
Molecule: messenger RNA, 1587 nt
Organism: Ustilago hordei
Lineage: Eukaryota; Fungi; Basidiomycota; Ustilaginomycetes; Ustilaginales; Ustilaginaceae
Exons: 3
Coding region: 1-1587 (528 amino acids)
Biological process (GO): transmembrane transport
Cellular component (GO): membrane
Molecular function (GO): transmembrane transporter activity
Source: RefSeq, a predicted model, not a curated record